Messenger RNA from Chenopodium quinoa (quinoa), 1269 nucleotides. RefSeq lists its product as uncharacterized. Lineage: Eukaryota; Viridiplantae; Streptophyta; Magnoliopsida; Caryophyllales; Amaranthaceae. The record is from RefSeq and is a predicted model, not a curated record. The transcript is spliced from 3 exons. The coding region runs from base 1 to 1269 and encodes 422 amino acids.
AUGGUGAAGAUGUAUUCUAUACAGAGGAGUCAAUUCUACACCACAGUGACCUCGAAUGAUAGUGUCCUUCAUCUACAACGCAAGAAGAAAUGUGGUUGGAUGCUACGGGGUACCAAAUCUAGUGAGCACUCGCGUGGUUUUACCAUAGUCACGUACAAAGGCCCGCACCGGGAAAUAUGUGUCACUGAAAUACUAUCUACCGAUCACCCACACUUGGAUUCGUCCAUAAUAGCAGAGUAUGUGAAGUCCUUUGUGCGGAAAGAUCCGUCCUUGAAAGUUGAAUUCAUACAGGAACUAAUCUCCAAGCAAUUUCAUUUUGAUGUCCCGUAUCGGAGAGCGUGGUAUGCCAAGGAGAAAGCGGCUGAAAUAUUUUGGGAUUGGGAGAGUUCUUACGACAGACUUCCGCACUUCAUGCUAGCACUCCUACGGUCAAACCCGGGAACAUGUGUCAUAUGGAAACACAAAGAUUUGGUGGACGGUGUGUACUACAGCAACAUGGAAGUGUUUGAACGAGUGUUUCAGGCCUUCGGUCCUUGUAUCGACGGCUUUAAACAUUGUAUGCCUGUUAUAUGUAUCGAUGGAACGCACUUGUACGUGAAGUAUAAAGGAACACUGUUGGUUGCUACAAGUGUUGAUGCAAGCUUCCAAGUAUUUCCUCUAGCAUUUGCGGUGGUUAAAGGGGAAAACACUUCCAGUUGGUCUUGGUUCCUGGGUUGUAUUCGGGAUCGUGUCACGCAACGGGAUGGCCUCUGUGUUAUAUAUGAUCGACAUCCUGGGAUCAUUGCAGCAAUGAAUGAUCCUAAUGUUGGAUUCACCCAGCCACAAGCCUAUCAUAGGUUUUGUGUCCGCCACAUAGCUUCUAACUUGAAGACUCACGUGCGAAGUAACGACAUGAGAGAUAAGUUCAAGCCUGCGGCGUACCAAAGGCAGGAAAGAAGACUUCAAGCUGAUCUGUGUUUCAUUAGUGAGGCAUGUACCAAGGCCAUGGAGUACAUUGUUCAAGUCCCGUACACUAUGUGGUCUCUCUUUCACGACAAUGGUCGCAAAUAUGGGAUAUGUACUACAAACUUCUCAGAAACAUUUAACAAUGUGUUGAAGGGAGCUCGCUGGGGUAGUUCCUGUUUGGCGAUGUUGUAUCGCCACCUGUGUAGAGCCUCACAGAGUGGUGCACUCGAGAUUGGUGGACCUCUAAUCGUGCUUCAGUUAUGGGCUUGGGAGCACAUCCAUGUAGGAAGACCAGGUAGGCCUGCUGUACAUCGUUGGGGGUAG